Molecule: messenger RNA, 1579 nt
Organism: Nematostella vectensis (starlet sea anemone)
Lineage: Eukaryota; Metazoa; Cnidaria; Anthozoa; Actiniaria; Edwardsiidae
Product: superoxide dismutase [Mn]
Exons: 3
Coding region: 305-1072 (255 amino acids)
Biological process (GO): superoxide metabolic process
Molecular function (GO): superoxide dismutase activity; metal ion binding
Source: RefSeq, a predicted model, not a curated record
AGGCUCAUUUUGGCAGAAUAUUUUCCAUUAUUGUAGAUCAACAACGGACCCCUGGGAACUAAUCUUCGAUGAUGCGUGUCUCAAAGUGAUUGACGCGAAUUUGAUGUUUGCAAACUGGUCCCUUGCAAUAGAGAACAUCAUUCAAACCUCCCUUUGAAUAUACCUGAAACACAACCAAAGUUGUUUUGUUAUUUCCAAUACGUGCCCUCUUUUUGCAGGGAAUUGCUCUGGGGAUUUCGACUUUUCCAUAGCUACCCGCUCCCUGUACUUCUAGGAGCGAGGGAGACUGGGCUAGAAAUCUAACAUGGCGGCAAAGAAAGGUUCGUUGUUAUUUCUAGUUCUGUUAUUUUGUGAUGUCUGGUGCAGCAUAGAUGGAAACCCGUACCAUGAAAUCGUGAAAUAUAUGGAGAAAUACACACUUCCCGAGUUACCAUACGAUUACAACGAGCUAGAACCGCAUAUUGAUGAAGCCACCUUGAGAGUUCAUCAUCUUGGCCACCAUGCUGCGUACACAAAAAAACUUAACGCCGCACUAAAAGAGUGGAGAGAAUCGGGAAAAGAAAAAGAUCUGGCUUCCAAAAGUAUUGUGGAAAUUCUAAGGAACAACGAACAGAUUCCUGACAAGUGGAGAACAGACGUGAUCAACAAUGGUGGAGGGUUUGUAAACCAUGCAUUGUACUGGGCGACCAUGUCCCCAAACCCAAAGUCGGAACCAAGAACUCCAACAGGCAAGAUUGGCGACCUUAUUGAUAAAUCCCAUGGCAACUUCAGCAUGUUCAAACAAUGGUUUGAUGAACAGGUGAACUCCAUGUUCGGGUCUGGCUACACUUGGCUGUGUCAGGAUGUCACGUCUGGAUUUUUGACCAUUCUAAACAUGGGUAACCAGGAAAGUCCUGUUGCCUAUCGUCUGAACCCUGUUCUGGUCAUUGACCUAUGGGAACAUGCAUUCUACUUAAAGCACCAGAAUAAACGACCAGGUUAUGUGCAUAGCUGGUGGCACUUAGUAGACUGGGAAAGGGUUAAUGAGCUUCUUGAAUGGUGGCAAAAUCAGAACAUCCAUGAUGAACUGUGAGCUCUGUUGAUUAGAGGAUUACCACCUACUACUGCUUAUCCUUUUGAAGAAAGCAUGAUUUUUACCAGUUAGUAAUCAGGAAAAGUUGGAGCCCAUUUAGGAAUGAGAUUUUGAAAUAGACAUUAGCAUAUAAAAGACCACAAACAUUUUGACAGGCCUUGCUGAACCUUGGGGAAAAACACUGAUGCAAAAAAAAGAACAAUCAAUUAUACUUUGCCAUUUCCUGCUAAAAUAGAAGAAAGCAUGUCUUUAAAUUAAUGAUUUAUAUCCUAGUUUUGUAGGUCCUACUUUUGUAAGCUUGUUAUACCAUAAUUUGCAUAAAUACCUUCUCUAUGUGAGAUAGUCAACAUAUAUACCAAGACAUACCAAACAACAUAUUUUUUAUUUACAUAUAUAAUACAAUUAUUGAUGUAACUGUUGUUCUUUUGGGUUUUAAAACUGUUACCUAUGUACAUGUUUUUUUCACAUUUGUUUUUAAAAAACAAAAGUUGUCCUACAUUGGUAAAA